AUGGUUUCAAAAAUUUCUGUAGUUCUUUUGGUUGCGCAAAACAGGGAGAAUAAUAGAUACAACAAAAAGAAAAAGAUGACACAUUUCCAGAAAAGAAAAAGGGGGAAAGGGCAAAUACAAAAAUUUUCAAUUUUUUUUUUCUCGAGUUUACGCUCCUGCAAGAUUCAGUACUCGUUUCAUGAUCACUUUUUGUUUGCUCUUUCUCCUUUUCACAUCCCCCUUUUACUCUUUUGCUCUUAUAUUCUCCCUUUCCCUGAGCUUUCUUCCUGGUGGACACGCCGACACGCCUUAUAUGAUCGCGACAUCAAAGAGAAACAAAUGGAGAAAUGUAGUAGGAGGUAUAAUAAAACACAAAGGGAGCGUGGAUGGAAGGGAAACAAAGUAAAAAAAAAAGGAAGAACAUUUUACGCGCGCAAUAAUAGAAAUACACACGCCCACACAAACAUCCGCACAAGUAAAUAA
This is a messenger RNA of Trypanosoma brucei brucei TREU927, 462 nucleotides long. RefSeq lists its product as hypothetical. Bases 1 to 462 code for a protein of 153 amino acids. Lineage: Eukaryota; Euglenozoa; Kinetoplastea; Trypanosomatida; Trypanosomatidae. The record is from RefSeq and is a predicted model, not a curated record. The transcript has a single exon.